Molecule: messenger RNA, 4159 nt
Organism: Etheostoma spectabile (orangethroat darter)
Lineage: Eukaryota; Metazoa; Chordata; Actinopteri; Perciformes; Percidae
Gene: rnf6
Product: ring finger protein (C3H2C3 type) 6
Exons: 4
Coding region: 16-2334 (772 amino acids)
Biological process (GO): ubiquitin-dependent protein catabolic process; protein ubiquitination; positive regulation of DNA-templated transcription
Cellular component (GO): nucleus
Molecular function (GO): ubiquitin protein ligase activity
Source: RefSeq, a predicted model, not a curated record
AACAAACAUUGGGCUAUGCUGCAGAUGUUGCGUUACCUAGGAACUAAUGUAGCCAGGGAGGUUGUUUUUGACGGACGAUCUAAUGUAGCACCACUGGUCCCAUCUUGGUUUGUGAGAGAAGGGAGAGUAAAGCAAACCGUCCAUAUUAUCGCUGCUUUGUCAGCACUUUUCACGGUGAUGGACCCUCCUGGUGGGGGAGACGAACGGCGGAGGCAGGCAGAGCGUCUUCGUCGGGAGGAAGCAUACUAUCACUUCAUUAAUGAAUUGAGUGAAGAGGAGUACCGCCUAAUGAGAGAUAACAACUUGCUUGGCACUCCUGGGGAGGUGACUGCUGAGGAGCUUCGGCAGCGGCUUGAUGGCGCAAAAGAGCGCAUGUCAUCUCAGCCCCCCACUGAGCAGCGCUCACAGACUACUGAUUCUGGAGAACAGCAGGGCAGUAGUGGGGAGGGAGAGGAGAGAAGAGCUGGAGGGAGACGAGGAGCAGGGGGCCCAGAGCCCGGAGCAGAAACUUCAAAUGGUGACUCAUUACUGGAGUGGCUUAACACUUUCAGACGCACUGGUAAUGCCACUCGCAGUGGGCAGAGUGGCAACCAAACAUGGCGCGCGGUCAGUCGGACCAACCCUAACAGUGGAGAAUUCCGCUUUAGCCUGGAGAUCAACAUUAACCAUGAUCAGCCAGAGCCGGGAGAGCAUAAUGACACUGUAGACACUGCAGCGCUGCCAGUGACUGCCCCAAACACAAUUUCACCUUCUAUACGUACUGCUUCCUCUUACUCCAACCCUCGCCCUUCAACCACACCAAGGCCAGUCCCAUACCCCACCCCCCGCCCAGCCCUCAGUAGGAGGAUGCAGACAAGGCGCACACGCAGCAGCACUACCACUCUUUCUAUGAGCCCCCCUGCACUUUCAGCACCAGUGGCCACCCCAGCUGAUGCUCAGAGGAGAAAUGCCACUUUGCACUCUUUAGCACCACCUCCUACGGUUCCUAACCCUCUUCUUGAUCAUACUACCCCUUCCCAACAUCCACCCCUGAAUGUAGAAGUAGAGCGGGGCAGUGAUGAUAUGUCUGCUUCUAUAGACUGUCCCCGUGUGUCAACACAGUCUGGGUCUCAUGCCCCAACAGGACACGAAUCACGUGGCAGUAGGACUCGAUCCCGUGGUCGUGCACGCAGGGCUUCAGCAAGGGGUGGGGUUUCAUCCCGCUUGUCAAGGCGCAGCCGUUCCCCCUUGCACAGAAUACCUGUUGCCAGUACCACUCCACCGUCAAGCAGUGGUGUCAGUGGCUCUAGCAUCCACACUGCUGAACCAGGCAAUGGCACAAGCUCUGUUUCCAUGGAGACUGGAGAGGCUGUUUCAGAACCUGCAGCUCCAACAGAGCCAGCUGUAGAGACAGUAGAACGCGAAAGUGAAUCGAAUGUAGUAGGAGCAGGAAGUUCCGCGGUGCGACGGCACCCAACCAUCAUGUUGGACCUGCAGGUGAGAAGGAUCCGACCUGGUGAAAACCGCGAUCGGGACAGCAUCGCCAACAGAACGCGUUCUCGUGCCCGGGUUGCUGAGAAUACUGUCACAUUUGAAAGCGACAGUGGUGGAUUUAGACGCACCAUCUCCCGCUCUGAGCGAGCUGGGAUCCGCACCUAUGUGAGCACCAUCCGUAUUCCACUUAGGCGCAUCAGUGAGACAGGCCUGGGGGAGCCCAACUCCACUGCUCUGCGUUCCAUCUUGCGCCAGAUCAUGACCGGAUUUGGGGAGCUGAGUUCCCUAAUGGAGACAGAGGCUGAUUCUGAAGCUGUUGCACCUAUCCACACAGACGCUAGUGUUUCAAAUAGUAGCAUAAGCCCACCUGGUCGUCUACAUACAAAUGAAAGUGAAGCGGGCCAUGUUGGUACAGGUGGGGUAGAUCAGGAGAGGGUGGGGCUGGUGGGUAGUGAGGAAGACCAGGGUGGACAGGCUAGGCUCGGAGGAGGGGUACUAAGCACCACAGAGGGACGAGCGACCAGCAGAGACACCAACAACCUGGUAGAAAAUGGUACUCUACCCAUCCUGCGGCUGGCACACUUCUUCUUGCUCAACGACGAGGAGGAUGAUGAGCACCCAAGGGGCCUGACCAAAGAGCAGAUUGACAAUCUAUCCACGCGUACCUAUGGACAGGCAAACCUGGAGGGGGAGAUGGGUCGUGCGUGCAGUGUUUGCAUCAAUGAGUAUGCCCAGGGCAACAAGCUGCGCCGCCUGCCCUGCUCCCACGAGUUUCACAUCCACUGCAUUGACCGCUGGCUCUCUGAAAACAACACCUGCCCCAUCUGCAGGCAGCCCAUACUCGCAGUGCAUCAUGACUGACCUAUUUGCUCACAAACACUAUCAAGUUCCUGGCUGGCUGAACUGAGCAGACCCAAGUGGGCUUUGCAUGUACAUAGAGCUUUCAUGGUUUAAUUUUUUUGAAAAUAUCCAUUGUGUUGAAGAAGGUUGAACCAAAAGUGCGGAAAAGGAAACUAUAAAUGCAGAGAAAUAAUAACUUUAUUUUUUUAGAUUGUUUGUGUUCAGCAACCUAUUACUGUUUUAUUUCCUUCUUUCUAUGACCUCUUUCACUGGUCUCUGUCACUAAGCUUAAGAAGCCCAUGUCAAUGGAUGGCAUUAAUGCUUAAGGAGCUCCUGUAGCUGCUGCUGACUAGUCUCACUUUAACUCUUUAAUGUCUGAUACAUGUGACGUCUCUUUGUCACAACUGGAUUACACAAAUCACUUCUAGACUUGAUUUAUUCCGUAUAAGCUGUAAAUAACUCACCACUGCUUGUAUUUAAGGGUUUUGAAGCAAGCCGCUCCUCACAUGCCAUCUGUUUAAAAUGGAAGCAAUUUUAACAUUCACCAUUUUAAAGCUUCAACGUUCAUUUUAAAGUGUCCCUUUUACAGUUGGUUAAGAAUUGUAUGAUUUAUUAGGAUGUGUGUGAGCUAUGUAUUUAAUUUUGAAAUAAGUUUUAUUCUGUAUGUCUAGUAGAAUUUGUUUAAGCCCUUUUCAUACACUUGUUCCAUAUUAUUGCAACACAGAAUUCAUCCAUAAAAGUCACCCACUAAAAUCCACCACUUUGAAAUCUUUAACAUUACACAAAUGAGCAGCACAAUACAAAUAAAAUGCAAAAGGCAUGUGAUAAUCAGGAAUUCCAAGAUGUAAUUUAAUAUGAGUUGUGCAGUACAGAGCAAAAAUACUGUAUUGUUUGUUUUGCUGUUCAUUGAUGUUUACAUUGUCAUGGCUAAUUAUCAUCUCCACUUAAAAACAAAGUCUUGUUUACCCUGAAAUUAAUGUUUCUUCUUGGUUCCUGUUGCUAUUACAUGCCUGACAGACACCCUGGGUCCUGUGUCAUGAAGAUGCAUUGAGUAGUUAGCCUGGAGCAUGGAAUUAAAAAAAGAAAAAUAGAUUUCCAAGAGUGUUUACAGUUGUCCAGCUAACUCCCAAAUCCUUCUUUGUGAGAUAGGUGCAGGGAAAGUGUUGAUGUUUGGAGCAUUUGCUGCAGCUCUGUCUCCAAAACUUUAUUUCCUGUCACAGUGCAAUGGCUGCAGUCUUUUUCAUUGCCAGUGCAACACCUGAAGGAGGCAGUGUUAGUUUGAUAAUCCUGUACACUCAAACUAUGGUUUGUCUUUACAUUACAUGUGCAGAUAUUGUCAUUUCUAGUGUAGCACAAGCACAAUUAUUUAGCUGAAUCACCUUGGCAGUGUGUUGCCAUCACGGUCACUUUGUACAUCAACAGUACACAGGAAUUACUACAUCUCUGCAGUUAAUAUGUCACUAAUAAAACUGCGGGAAUGAUGGAGUAUAGUAUGUGAGAGUGGGGUUAGUUUGUAUGGUUUAAUUGCGUGUGCAUGUGAGUUUGUGCGGGUUCUGAAGGAAGGGCAAGUGUCCCAGUAAACCUGGUUCUCAGAAUGCUUCUGUUCAGCUUAUGUCCAGCUUGAGAGUUUGAGGGUUGUGGCCAUUGAGUUCAGAAGUGAAUAUUUAUUCUGUUCCUAUUUAAUAAGAUGGAAAUCAACUUUUGAAAUAUGAAUAUGUAUUAUGUUGCAAUGUGAUGAGAGUAAACAGUUAAGAUAAAUAUGUUACUAUGUAAUAAAAUUAAGACAUGGGUUUUCUUCUCUGCUCCUUAACAAUGGAAUAAAAUGCAGCUUUGUUAUGCCUGGAAA